Messenger RNA from Rhagoletis pomonella (apple maggot), 774 nucleotides. RefSeq lists its product as uncharacterized. The annotation marks the transcript as partial. The record is from RefSeq and is a predicted model, not a curated record. The transcript has a single exon. Lineage: Eukaryota; Metazoa; Arthropoda; Insecta; Diptera; Tephritidae.
AUGGGACUGAUUAAGCCGACACCGCAUCCUACAUAUGUGACAAAAAAAUCGACUCACACAAUUACCUUUGACGAGGUUAACGAAAGCACUCAAAAUUAUUACCAUCAAAGGAAAAUACGGCAGCAGCUACAUUACAAUCAUCACAAAAUUCAAUCAAAAUCAAAUUCCAGUGGCGCAAAGCGCACAGCGCCAUCAGCUAAUGACAUUCAACUGAACUGGCAUGCGAAGUCGAAACAUGUUGGCCACAAUGGAGAGGUGUAUGUGGAAGAGUCACCUUUUAGUUCAAGCAGUCACAUCAACGAAGAUGCUGAUAACGCUACGGUAUAUGUGGAGGAACAUUCGGAGUCAGUAGGCACUAGUACGGAUAAUAUUAUAGGUAUAAUCUUAGAGUCUGAUAGUAGCCACAUGCCUACAGAGACUAGCAGUGAAAAAAUUACUGAGUACGGCGAUGAUGAUGAUGAAUAUUAUGAUUAUAACAGCGAUGGUGAGUCCAAAACGGGCCAACACGUUUACGAACACGCAUUUGCGCCCGUCGACAUUGGCUACGAUUAUGACAACGGCUUUGAUGGUAAUGCUACUGAAUACGAUUAUCAGCAUUCUCGCCAGUAUCAACAGCAGCCACUAUCUCAAAGCCGUCUGCAACAUCGCCGCAAACAGCCGCCACAACCGAAAAAAUAUCAAGGCGAAUACUCCCGAGAAACACGUGAUCACCAUCGUGUACAAUCACAUCCGUUUUCAAGCAACCAUUUGACAUACGACUCUCACGCAGAUGAU